AUGGUUAUCCUGAAAGAAAUCCACAGGCUUGACUCACCCGCCGGCGCCCGCCUGACCCCCCGCGGCUUCGUUUCCUUUCCCAGAACCAGCAACGGGAAGAGCACGGUGAUCAACGCCAUGCUGCGCGACCGCGUGCUGCCCAGCGGCAUCGGCCACACCACCAACUGCUUCCUCAGCGUGGAGGGCACAGACGGGGACAAGGCCUACCUCAAGACCGAGGGCUCGGAGGAGGAGCAGAGCGUCAAGACCGUGAACCAGCUCGCCCACGCCCUGCACAUGGACAAGAGCCUGGACUGCGGCUGCCUGGUGAAGGUCUUCUGGCCCAAGGCGAAGUGUGCCCUCCUGAGGGACGACCUGGUGCUGGUGGACAGUCCAGGGACUGAUGUGACAACUGAGCUGGACACCUGGAUCGACAAGUUCUGUCUGGACGCGGAUGUGUUUGUCUUGGUGGCCAACUCCGAGUCUACGCUGAUGAACACCGAAAAGCACUUUUUCCACAAGGUGAAUGAGCGUCUUUCCAAGCCCAACAUCUUCAUCCUGAACAACCGGUGGGACGCGUCGGCCGCCGAGCCCGAGUACAUGGAGGAUGUGAGGAGGCAGCACAUGGACCGCUGUGUCAGCUUUCUGGUGGAGGAGCUCAAGGUGGUGGAGCGAGAGCAGGCCCCCAGUCGAAUCUUCUUCGUGUCGGCGAAAGAGGCGCUGAAUGCCAGGAUGCAUCGAGCUCAGGGCAUGCCGGAGGGGGGUGGUGCUUUAGCUGAAGGGUUCCAGGAGAGACUGAAGGAGUUCCAGAAUUUUGAGAGAACGUUUGAGGAGUGUAUCUCGCAGUCAGCAGUGAAGACAAAGUUUGAGCAGCACACGAUCAGGGCCAGGCAGAUCACUGAGACCGUGAAGGGCAUCAUGGACGCCAUCAAUAUCACCUCAGCAGAGAAGAGAGUCCGUUCGCUGGAAGAGAAGGACGACCAGGUGGACCGACUGGAGUUUGUCCGCAAUCAGCUGAACUUGCUGACUGAGGACAUUAAGAAGAAGAUCAAGGCCGUGACGGAAGAAGUGGAGGCCAAGGUUUCCAACGCAAUGGCGGAAGAGAUUUGCCGUCUGUCGGUGCUGGUGGAUGAGUUCCACUCUGAUUUUCAUCCCUCUGCACAAGUUUUAAAAAUGUACAAAUCUGAACUUCUGAAACACGUGGAGGAAGGAAUGGGGAAGAACUUGGCCUUCCACUGCUCCAGCGCCGUCAACGCGUCUGUGCACUCAGCCCAGCAGCAGAUGAUCGAGAGCCUGCAGCCUCUGCUGCCCCCUGCUGCUCAGGACCGGCUCCACAUGCUGGUCCCCUGCAGGAAGUUCGACCUCAGCUAUGACCUGAGCUGCAGCAGCCUCUGCUCCGACUUCCAGGAGGACAUCGAGUUCCGCUUCUCUCUGGGCUGGGCGGCCCUGGUCACCCGCUUCCUGGGCCCCGCCAACGCCAAAAGGGCCCUGACGCUGGUGGACAGAAGCUUCCAGAUCCCCCAGCCUCUGGCGACGACGCCGCCCGCAGUGGGGGCUCUGCCUGGGGCCCAGGGCGCCCCGUCUCAGGACGAGCUGGUGCUGUCCAUGGCCGCCGGCUUGGCCUCGCUCACCUCGCGGACGUCCAUGAGCGUCCUCAUCGCCGGCGGAGUGGUGUGGCGGACGGUGGGCUGGAGGCUGAUCGCGCUGUCGGCCGGGCUGUACGGGCUGCUGUACCUGUACGAGCGGCUCACGUGGACGACCCGCGCGCAGGAGAGGGCUCUGAAGCGGCAGUUCGUGGACUACUCCACCGAGAGGCUGCAGCUGAUCGUCAGCUUCACCAGCGCCAGCUGCAGCCAGCAGGUCCAGCAGGAGAUGGCUUCUACCUUUGCGCGGCUGUGCCAGCAGGUGGACCUCACGCAGAAGGAGCUGGAGGGCGAGAUCAGCAGGCUCACCAACAACAUCGAGCGGCUGGCAGCAGUCCAGAGCCGGUCCAAGAGCCUGAGGCACAAGGCAACGCGACUGGAGACAGAGCUGCAGAAUUUCACCACGCAGUAUUUACAGCCUGAGCAGUAAGUCUCCCCACCCCAGGACAGAGGACGCGCAGACUCUGCACACCACCGCAGGAAGGAGAGCUCUUUUUAUAGCAGAUUUUAUUUUUCAUCAGAGAAGUCUGUACCAAGAGUUCACAAAAAAGGAUUACCCACCCUUUCUCAGUAAGCCCUUCAGAUGUUUUUGUACCUUUCUACUUUUAUCUCCCCUCUAGGAUCCUUAAUAAACCUAAGGUUGAAACGAAACACACCUGAAUCACACAGGUCUGAAUAAUUUUUCAGGUAUAAUGUGGUGCUUUAGAGAAGAGCUUUAAUACUUUACAACAAGCUAAAUUACCAGAGUUCAAACCCUGUUUGAGCCGUUUUACAGGUAUAUUCACUUUUGAAGAUCAUUGUUAUCGAAGUCUGAUUUGAAACAGGUGGACAUUUCCAGUCCUGCACUGGUCAUUGGUCUGGCAUGUCUGUAACUACAACACAUGGAGCUGUGCUCUGGCUCGUCUUCCAGCUGGUGUCCACAAGACCUGAGCAGUGAUUUAAAGACUGUUUCUGCCACUGCGGAUCAUGGCUCUACCCUGUAGUGCUGUAACCUUGAGCAGAAUAUGUGAAACCUCAAUCUGGCUUUUGAGGGGCCAUAACCUUCAAGGUUAACCCCAAGGUGUGCUCAGUCUGCCAUAUUCACUGUUGUGAAAGUCAGUUUUUGAGAAAAAUAAGGUUUGUAUAGAACUGUUUGAUUACCACAAUUGUAUUUUAUAUUUUUUGGUAAUGGUUUGUACAAGCAUGAGCUGGGCAAUACUGUAAAAAAAAACUUUUUCUUCUUUGUGAAAGUCCCAUCUAUUAUUGCUUUUUUUCGGUUUGAAGAGCCACUGUAGUUACCUCUUUAUUUAUAUGAAAGAAAUUUAAUUAAAGUAUCAAAUUGUUAAAAGCGCA
Lepisosteus oculatus (spotted gar) is the source of this 2954-nucleotide messenger RNA. Lineage: Eukaryota; Metazoa; Chordata; Actinopteri; Semionotiformes; Lepisosteidae. The record is from RefSeq and is a predicted model, not a curated record.